Molecule: messenger RNA, 936 nt
Organism: Colias croceus (clouded yellow)
Lineage: Eukaryota; Metazoa; Arthropoda; Insecta; Lepidoptera; Pieridae
Exons: 3
Coding region: 79-936 (285 amino acids)
Source: RefSeq, a predicted model, not a curated record
GAAUUGGACGUCGAGUGCAUCGUUUGUAAUAAAACGUUGCAAAAAAUUAACCACGAUCCGCACGAAGUGUGCUUUAAAAUGAGGAAAAUAACCAGCCGUCGAUCCAGAACACCUAAUUGGUCGCUGGAAGAGAAACAGUACUUGCUCGAUCUAAUCAAGGAAAGAAAAGAAGUUGUUGUUAACAAAAGCAGCAAUGGACCUAAUUAUUCCGAAGAAAAGGACGUAGCUUGGAAUGAGAUAUUACGCAAUCUGGCAUUGAAGUUCGGAACUAAAUUCAGCGAUUUUUCUCUUAAAAAAGUAAAAACUCAAUGGCAGAAUAUGAAGCGAAUUGCACGUGAGGAAAUAUCACUGAAUGGCGCCGCUGUUCAAAAUUACACAAGACAGUCAUUUGAAGUUUGUAACAUUCUUGAAUUAGUAAAGGAUGGUGUUCUAAGAAAAGAUAAUGAACAUAAUAUUAGCGAACCUAACAUCGAGCCUCUAAAUGCUAACAUCGAAAUUAAAACUGAAUGUAUAGACGAAGAUAUGUCUGAACCAAGCUGUAGUGCGGUCGAUUACUCUACAAGAAGUACUCAAGAGACAAUAAAUGAUGUAACAACGGUGCUUGAAUCUUCGGUAUCUGAAUCUUCAACAUCAUCAACUUUGCACACCGAAUAUGUAACGGAUACAGAUAAACAAGAAGCGAAUAUUCCAAACGCAGAUAAUAAGAAGACAGCUGAAACCAUGACAGAUUUUACCAGUAAUGCAGACAAUAUGCUUCCAAAAGAGUUCCUUGACUUUAUGAGGCAUUCAACAACAAUGAAAGAUCUUAAAAUGGAAUCUCUAAAAGAAGAGAGACAGAUUGUGAGGGCAAUGAGGGAGACAGCAGAAUUGAAUAAAAUUAUAGCCGAACAGAAAUUAAAGCACGUGUUAUGGGUGAAGAAGCAGGAAAUGGCGUAA